AUGGAAGCACCGCAAUAUAUCACCGAGCUAGUGCCGCAGUCACCUGUGCAGCACGCGUGCGUCGGCGGCGAGGUACAUGAGCAGGAAGCCGAGGUUGUGCGCCACCACCAGCGCCGACACCGCCGCGCCGCGCACCGCCUCCUCGCACAUCUACACACACACCACGUCAGUACAGCGCCCGCCCCGCCCGCCCCCGCCCGCACUGCACAUCUACACACACACCACGUCAGUACAGCGCCCGCCCCGCCCGCCCCCGCCCGCACUGCACAUCUACACACACACCACGUCAGUACAGCGCCCGCCCCGCCCGCCCCCGCCCGCACUGCACAUCUACACACACACCACGUCAGUACAGCGCCCCCCCGCCCGCCCCGCCCGCACUGCACAUCUACACACACACCACGUCAGUACAGCGCCCGCCCCGCCCGCACGGCUAAUACCUCACGCGCCAGCAGCGGUGCCAGGCACCAGGCGCCCGCGCCGCCCACACCGGCGCAGGCGCGCGCCGCCACCACCCACCAUCCGCCGCCACACAGCUUCAGACACCAACAAGCCUACGAAACACAAUAUGCGAGAAUUCAAUAA
Molecule: messenger RNA, 585 nt
Organism: Spodoptera littoralis (African cotton leafworm)
Lineage: Eukaryota; Metazoa; Arthropoda; Insecta; Lepidoptera; Noctuidae
Source: the annotation of a GenBank genome assembly